UUAUGUGCGUGCUUCUUGUGAAAAGUGCUUGUGUGGAGAAAAAUAAAUUAAUAUGGUUUCUGAUGGAAUAAUAAAGAGCCCAUGGCCAGUAAGAAACGUGGAGGAUGCGAAACGGAAAACAGUUUGGGAAUUCAUUGAAUCACGAUUGCCUCAAAUUGCUGCUGCAGACCAAAACAAGAAAUUAUUCAUCGAUGGCUCAACUGACGACACACUCACGUAUGCUCAAUUUUUUGAAAGGGCGAAACGUUUGUCAAGUUUCUUCCACUUGAAUGCUGGAGUGCAAAAAGGAUCAAAAGUGAUUGUUUGUUGUAAGAACAACCUAAACUUCUAUGUGCCAGUUUAUGGCGCCAGUGCACUUGGUGCCAUUGUUUUCAUUGUUCCUGUAUUUUCGCAUGAUUGCAUACCAGCUUGUUUGGCGGAAGAAGCUCCGGUUUCAGUCAUUGUCACUGACAAGGCCAUGCUGCCAAUCAUUUUAAAAUAUGUUGCUGAGUCAGUGGAUGAUGACACAAAAAUUGCCUCGAAACCAACAAUUAUCUUCAUGGAUUACGAGAGCGAGACUUACGAAAGCAUUCCUUCAAUUAUACAAUCGAGCGAAGACGACGGAAAGGAGGCAAUGGAACUGCCAAAAUGUGAACCAAUGGACGAUUGCUUCGUUUUCUACUCCAGCGGCAGCACAGGCCCUUCAAAACCAAUCACACACAGCCACGCGAAUAUGCUUUCAUUCCUCGUGAAUUCGCCUGAAUCGUGGUUUGGGGACGACAAAUAUGAAGAAAUUCGUCUCACAAAUUUAUAUCAAGGACACAUCGCAGCAGCCGUGAUUUUCCUUCAGAUAAUCGCUGUUGGGUCCACUUCCGUCAUAUUUACUGAUUUUAAACCGGAUCAGCUUAUCCCUGCCAUAGAGAAGCACAAGGCGAUGGCAUUGGGUUUGUAUCCCAGAGAGGCAAUUUACUUGUCCAAGGCGGAAAACUGGCAAGACUUUGACUUGUCUUCGGUGCGAGAAAUUUGUGCAGCUGCUGCAACAUUCCCCAUGUCGAUUUUGGACAAAAUCAGAACGAUUUUCCCUAACGUGCAGAAGCCACUAUUUCAGGUUUAUGCGAGCACAGAGCUCAUUUACAUCUGCACUUCUUCCGGCGUUGAAGCGAAUGAGGCUGAAGCAGGAGUUGGACACGUGAUGCCAUCUGUUCAGAUCACCAUUGUGGACGUUGUCACCGGAGCGACUCGAGGACCAAAUGAGCCCGGAGAAAUUUGGAUUAAAAGUCCUUUCCGUCUAAAAGAAUACCGAAAUCGUCCUGAGCUCACGAAAGCCGCGUUGACUGAUGACGGCUGGUUCAAGAGCGGGGAUUAUGGGUUCUACGACAAUCACACGAGAGUUCACAUCUUGGAUAGGGUCAAGGACCUCGUCAUUCUUCAAGAAAUUUGUGCAGCUGCUGCAACAUUCCCCAUGUCGAUUUUGGACAAAAUCAGAACGAUUUUCCCUAACGUGCAGAAGCCACUAUUUCAGGUCUAUGCGAGCACAGAGCUCAUUUACAUCUGUACUUCUUCCGGCGUUGAAGCGAAUGAGGCUGAAGCAGGAGUUGGACACGUGAUGCCAUCUGUUCAGAUCACCAUUGUGGACGUUGUCACUGGAGAGACUCGAGGACCGAAUGAGCCCGGAGAAAUUUGGAUUAAAAGUCCUUUCCGUCUAAAAGAAUACCGAAAUCGUCCUGAGCUCACGAAAGCCGCGUUGACUGAUGACGGCUGGUUCAAGAGCGGGGAUUAUGGGUUCUACGACAAUCACACGAGAGUUCACAUCUUGGAUAGGGUCAAGGACCUCGUCAUUCUUCCGAACGGAAUCGCUGUUCCACCGUCGAAAAUUGAGGACAUCAUUCUGCAGCACCCGGCAGUUUUUCAAGUCGGAGUCGCGGGAAUUCCGUCCGAGAAAGAGGAGGGAUGUUUGCCUCGGGCAUUCGUUAUUCUGAAGCCAGAAGCUGAAAAGCUCGAGGAGAAGGAUAUCGUUAAUUUUGUAGCUGCGAAUACCACGGAAGCGAACUACAACUUGUCUGGAGGAGCCGAGUUUAUUACAGGCAUGGUGACGAGCCCAGGCGGAAAAAUCUAUCGCAUGAAGUUGAGGGAAGACUAUCUGAAACGAUUUGAAAAUAUUUGAAUUAAAGUGCUACUCAAGAUCAGCGAAUAAAAAACAGAGAAGACUCGGAAUGAUGAAACAUUGGCAGAAUUCCAA
Molecule: messenger RNA, 2218 nt
Organism: Notodromas monacha
Lineage: Eukaryota; Metazoa; Arthropoda; Ostracoda; Podocopida; Cyprididae
Source: the annotation of a GenBank genome assembly